AUGUCGACGCCAAAGGAAGACAAAUUUGAGGAUAAGGAUUCCCUUUCAAACGUUUCGACACCAAAUGAAGAACACUCUUAUGCAGAAUCAUUGCAGAGCUAUGAAGCUCAAGGUGCGGCAGCAGAAACACAAGGUGAUGAGGAAGAGUUAGCUGCAACUUCCCAAAUAUCACGUCAUUUGACGAACAUGCUUUCGAAUGAAGAUGGCACUGAAAGAUUGGCGGCUAUGUCGCGUAUUAUUUCUACAAAGACCAGGAAAGAGAUGCAAGAAUUUGAAGUUAAUGAUUUAGAUUUCGAUCUAAAAUCGCUAUUGAACUACUUGAGAUCACAUUCUAUUGACCAAGGCAUUACACCAAAUGAUUCUGGUAUUGCAUUUAAAAAUGUGACAGCUGUUGGUAUCGAUGCUUCAGCCGCUUACGGUCCAUCUCUGGAGGAAAUGCUCAGAGAUAUGGUCAAAUGGCCUGUGAAAUUUUUUAAGAAAUUAACCAAGAGUCAAGACGCCGUACCAUUAAGAAACAUUAUCCAAAAUUGUACUGGUGUUGUGGAAUCAGGUGAAAUGCUUUUCGUAGUCGGUAGACCAGGUGCAGGUUGUUCGACACUGUUAAAAUGUCUUUCAGGUGAAAUUGCUGACUAUGUCCGUGUGGAAGGUUCGUUUUCCUAUGACGGUCUUGAUCAAACAGAGAUGAUGAAGAGAUAUAAAGGUUACGUUGUUUACUGCCCUGAGAUGGAUUUCCAUUUCCCAAAGAUUACUGUUAAGGAAACGAUUGACUUUGCAUUGAAGUGUAAAACGCCUCGUGUUAGAGUUGAUAACAUGACAAGGAGCCAGUACGUCGAUAGUCUGAGAGACAUGUGGUGUACAGUCUUUGGUUUAAGACACACCUAUGCCACUAAGGUCGGUAACGAAGUGGUAAGAGGUGUUUCUGGUGGUGAAAGGAAGCGUGUUUCUUUGGUGGAAGCACAAUGUAUGAUGGCGGCUUUAUACUCUUGGGAUAAUGCGACAAGAGGUUUAGAUGCUUCUACGGCAUUGGAGUUUGCCCAGGCUAUUAGAACUGCUACCAAUAUGAUGAACAAUUCUGCGCUUGUCUGUAUUUACCAGGCAGGUGAAAACAUUUACCGAUUAUUUGAUAAAGCUACCGUUCUAUACAAUGGUAAGCAAAUUUACUUUGGUCCUGCUAACAAAGCAGUUGCUUAUUUCCAAGAUAUGGGUUGGGUUAAACCACCUAGAAUGACAUCUGCGGAAUUCUUGACAUCGGUGACUGUUGAUUUCGAGAAUAGAACAUUAGACAUUAAACCAGGGUAUGAGGAUAAAGUGCCAAAAUCGGGUGCUGAGUUUGAACAGAGAUGGUUGGAGUCUGAAGAAUACCAAGAGUUGUUAAGAUACUAUGAUGAUUAUCAAGCACGCCAUCCAGCUGAUGAAACCAGGGAUAGAUUUGAAACUGCAAAGAGACAAGCCUUACAAAAGGGUCAAAGAACUAAAUCUCAAUUCACGGUUAAUUACUGGCAUCAAGUUUGGUACUGUAUGAUGCGUGGAUUCCAAAGAGUUAAAGGUGAUUCUACCUAUACCAAAGUCUAUUUAUCAUCCUUCACUAUUAAAGGUUUAAUUGUUGGUUCCAUGUUUCACAAUAUUGAUAACAAAAGUCAAUCAACCACUGCAGGUGCUUAUUCCCGUGGUGGUUUGCUUUUCUAUGUCCUACUGUUUGCUGCUGUUACUUCUUUGGCCGAAAUUGCAAAUUCCUUUGCUAAUAGACCAAUUGUGGUUAGACAUAAAUCUUACUCGAUGUACCACAUUUCUGCUGAAUCCUUACAAGAAAUUAUCACUGAAAUGCCAACAAAAUGUCUUGCCAUCAUUAUUUUGGGUCUAACAACUUACUGGAUGCCUUAUAUGAAAUAUACCGCUGGUGCCUUCUUUCAAUACCUGCUGUAUCUAUUUACCGCCCAACAAUGUUUGUCAUUUAUUUUCAAAUUUGUGGCUACUAUGACAAAGGAUGGUACCACCGCGCACGCUGUUGGUGGUUUGGCGAUUUUAAUGCUUUGUGUCUACACUGGUUUCGUGCUACCAAUUGGUGAGAUGCACCAUUGGAUUAGAUGGUUCCACUACCUCAACCCAUUGUGUUAUGCUUACGAGUCUUUGAUGUCUACUGAGUUCCAUGGGAGACAAAUGUUGUGUUCUCAGAUGAUACCAAGUGGACCAGGUUAUGAAAAUGUUUCUGUGGCUAACCAAGUCUGUAGCUCCGCAGGUGCUGUUAAAGGACAUAAGUAUGUUAGUGGUGAUGCUUAUGUGCUUAAAAGCUAUCAUUUCAGAUAUAGACAUGCUUGGAGAAACUGGGGUAUUAAUGUCGUUUGGACUGCUGGAUUCAUUAUGUUUAACGUUAUCCUAUCUGAGACUUUGAAACCCCUAGAAGGUGGUGGUGACUUAUUAUUGUACAAGAGAGGCCACAUGCCCAACUUUGGUACUGAAAAUGCUGAUGCCAAGACCGCCAGUAGGGAGGAAAUGAUGGAAGCUCUAAACGGUCCUGGUGUUGAUUUGAAAAAGGUUAUUGCCGAAAAGGAUGUCUUCACUUGGAACCAUUUAGAUUACGUUAUUCCAUAUGAUGGUGCUACCAGACAAUUGUUGUGCAACGUUUUUGGUUACGUUCAACCCGGAAAAAUGACUGCCUUGAUGGGUGAGUCUGGUGCCGGUAAGACGACUUUGUUAAAUGUUUUGGCCCAAAGAGUCAACAUGGGUACAGUGACUGGUGAUAUGUUAGUUAACGCUAAGCCAUUACCACAAUCUUUCAAUAGGUCCUGUGGUUAUGUUGCACAAGCUGAUAACCACAUGGCGGAAUUAAGUGUUAGGGAAUCCCUAAGAUUUGCUGCUGUUUUAAGACAACCUGCUUCUGUUCCAAUUGCUGAAAAAUAUGACUAUGUGGAGAAGAUUCUGCUAUUAUUGGGUAUGCAAAACUAUGCUGAAGCGUAUGUGGGUAAAACCGGUAGGGGUUUGAAUGUUGAGCAGAGAAAGAAAUUGUCUAUUGGUGUUGAGUUGGUUGCUAGACCAGCUCUGUUAUUGUUUUUAGAUGAACCUACUUCUGGUUUGGACUCUCAAUCUGCUUGGUCUAUCGUUCAAUUCAUGAGGGCAUUGGCUGAUUCUGGUCAAUCGAUUUUGUGUACGAUUCACCAGCCUUCUGCUACUCUGUUUGAGCAAUUCGACAGAUUGUUGUUGUUAAAGAAAGGUGGUAGAACUGUGUACUUUGGUGACAUUGGACCAAACUCUUCUACGAUGUUGAGUUACUUUGAGCGUGAAUCAGGUGUCAAGUGUGGUGUUUCUGAAAAUCCUGCAGAGUACAUUUUGAACUGUAUUGGUGCUGGUGCCACUGCAUCUACGAGUGCUGAUUGGGGUGACCUGUGGGAAAAGUCACCAGAAUGUGCUAAAGCGAGGGAAGAAGUCGAGGAAUUACAUCGCACGCUACCUAGUAAACCAACCAAUGAGGAUCCUGAACUAUGUACCAAAUUUGCUGCAACUUAUCCUGUUCAAUUGAAAAUGGUUUUGUUAAGAACAUUAAUUCAAUUUUGGAGAUCACCUGUCUAUCUUAGAGCAAAGUUUUUUGAAUGUGUUGCUUGUGCUCUUUUCGUUGGUUUGUCUUAUGUGCAUGUGAACCACUCAUUAGGUGGCGCUCAAGAAGCCUUUUCUUCUAUUUUCAUGUUGUUGUUGGUUGCUUUAGCAAUGAUCAACCAAUUGCACGUUUUCGCCUAUGGUUCUAGAGAAUUGUAUGAAGUCAGAGAGGCGGCUUCCAAUACUUUCCACUGGUCUGCUCUUUUAUUGAUGCACACAACCGUGGAACUUAUGUGGUCCACUAUGUGUCAAUUCUUCUGUUUCAUCUGUUACUACUGGCCUGCUAAUUUCAAUGGUCGUGCAUCUCACGCUGGUUUCUUUUUCUUCUUCUAUGUUUUGAUUUUCCCACUUUUCUUCGUCACUUAUGGUCUAUGGAUUCUUUACAUGUCUCCAGAUGUGCCAUCUGCAUCCAUGAUCAACUCCAACCUGUUUGCUGGUAUGUUACUGUUCUGUGGUAUCUUACAACCAAGAGAGAAGAUGCCUGCAUUCUGGAGAAGAUUGAUGUACAAUACCUCUCCGUUUACUUAUGUUGUACAAGCAUUGGUUGCACCAUUGGUGCACAAUAAGAAGGUUGUCUGUAAUGAGGGUGAUUAUCUCAGGAUGGAUCCACCUUCCGGUCAAAACUGUGGUGUUUAUUUGAAACCUUUUAUGUCACUCCAUGGUGGUUACUUGGUUAAUCCAGAUGCUGGCAAUGAGUGUAAAUACUGUCCUUACACCGUUCAAGACCAAGUUGUGGCCAGAUUCAAUGUUCGUUGGGAUAAGAGAUGGAGAAAUUUUGGGUUUAUGUGGGCUUACAUCAUUUUCAAUGUCUUUGCCAUGUUGGUAUGUUACUACAUCAUGAGAGUUAAGGUGUGGUCUUUAGGUAGCUUGUUAAAUGUGAAGAGUUGGAUCCCUAAGAAGAAGGAUAGACACGAGAAGGAUACCACUAUCUUUCAAACGAAGCCUGGCGAUGAGAAUAUGGUUAAAAAACAGUAA
Messenger RNA from Zygosaccharomyces rouxii, 4563 nucleotides. RefSeq names its product ATP-binding cassette multidrug transporter PDR12 (gene PDR12). Gene Ontology annotation, biological process: transmembrane transport. Gene Ontology annotation, cellular component: membrane. The coding region runs from base 1 to 4563 and encodes 1520 amino acids. Gene Ontology annotation, molecular function: ATP binding; ATP hydrolysis activity; ABC-type transporter activity. The transcript has a single exon. The record is from RefSeq and is a predicted model, not a curated record. Lineage: Eukaryota; Fungi; Ascomycota; Saccharomycetes; Saccharomycetales; Saccharomycetaceae.